Messenger RNA from Coccidioides posadasii C735 delta SOWgp, 1709 nucleotides. RefSeq lists its product as uncharacterized. Lineage: Eukaryota; Fungi; Ascomycota; Eurotiomycetes; Onygenales; Onygenaceae. The record is from RefSeq and is a predicted model, not a curated record.
GAGCUGUCCAGUGUCACUGCACAGAAAAUUUCCCGCCAUGAGCAGUGCAGUAACUUUGGCAUAGCUCUGUCCAGCACCCACGGCUCUCAAGAGCAAACAGAUCUCGGGAGACAGCUGUUGGAAGUCAAGAAGUUCAUUGACUCGAUUGAGCCAUCUUUGGUCUGCAAAUUGGCUUCCUCCUUGCACCCUGAGAAGAAGUCGUGCCAGGUCUUCUCAGAUCCACAGAAAGGGAGCUAUAAUAUCUGCUUUCCAGUUGUUUUUACAGACGCAGGGGACCAGAUUCCCAAUGUCGAGUCAACUCAGAAUGCUGAACGAUGGAUGAUCCGAAUCCCCCUGCUCCCGCGUCUCGCAUUUCCCGAGGAAAAGAUGCGUGGCGAGAUUGCAACAAUGAAGUAAGGAACAUGAGAUAUUCCUGCUUCGUGGUCAAGCUCUAACAUGCUGCCCUGCUACGUAGGUACAUUGCUGAGAAAACCACUAUCCCUGUCCCCCGUCUUUUGAAUAUUCCAUCAACCGAGAUAACGUUCUUAAUCUUCCCUUUAUGGCCUUGGAGUACAUCACAGGCAAAACUCUCCAUGGAACUGAUGUGCCAUGUCUUCCUGACGAGUUGAAGUCGCAUCUGUUCGACCAGCUUGCCGAUGUCUAUAUUCAACUCUAUCGCCAGCAGUUCGAUCAUGUCGGCGCUCUCACGCUGGACAGCAACGAUGAAAACUGGGUGUUUGAGCAUAACCGCCCGCUCACCAUUGAGCUGAAUGACCAGGAACUCAGCGGGAUGAAGAGUUCCGAGAUUAUCCCUGCUCACCAAACCUACAAUUCUACCAUUGAUUAUGCCUAUGCUGUCUUGAAAUUGAUUUUCAAUGAUUUUUACCGCGGGAAAGAUAGUGUUUUCGACAAGGAGGAUGCACGGAACUAUCUAUAUGGCAUAUUUGCGUCCCAGGGCAUUGUGAUGGAAUGGGUAGACCCAAAGGACAACCACGGGCCGUUCAUUCUCAUGCAUGGGGAUCUUCGACCUCCUAAUAUCUUUGUGGAUGCUGACCUGAACAUCAUCUCAGUCAUCGAUUGGGAGUGGAGUCACACGGUUCCACCGCAAAUGUUUGUCCCGCCCUCCUGGAUUACAAGCCAGGAGCUCCCAGCUGCCACUAAAAAGCCCUAUGACUUUGCCUUUACGGUAUACAUUUCUCAGUUCCAGCGAGCCGCGAGAGAGCGGGAGGACAAACAUUAUAACCCGGAUAACAAGCUGAAAUUUAUUCUUCCUCUGGUCAAACUUUGGAGCAAACAUCUCAUGUCAGAUACGGUGUUCAUUGCCUACGCGCUUUUAAAACCAUGCUAUUUUGGGAAUGUCUACUGGAAUCUGUUGGAUGACAUGUACUACGGAGAAGACAGUGACAAAAGAGUGGAGGGCUUCUUUAAACUUUGUCUGCGGAAGCAACAAGAAGAAGAAUUGCAGAGAGUGCUGUCUGACCUUGAGGCUUUCCAGAAGGAAUUAGCACUGGCAGGAUUAGACCCAAUCGAACCGCUCAAGCCCCCAACACUUGAUCCAGCCAAAGGUAAGGAGGGUGCCGCUAUACACCAAGUAUGGAGGAAACCCAACCUUGAAAGAAUCGUUGGCCUAUUCUGUCGUUGGCUACCCUGCUCGCUGGUGGGUGUCAGUGUCUUCGUCUGCUGCAUCAUCGCCAAACGGCGGUAACAUGGGUUUGUUGUUUCAGGACAAU